UUGGAUAGUGAGAACGUUGUUGAGGCUUCGCGACGGCGAGAGGAGUGCCAGGUCGGCUUACGGCGGGAUUAUAACGACAGUGCGCGAACGUGGUGUCGAACGACGGACGUGGUGAUAACGACGACGACGAGGAGGUGGCUGUCGCUCGCCAGUCGGCGAGGAUCGAGUGUCGCGUGCUGAACGGGAACUCGCGGAUAAUCGGGGGACGCGGAGUCACGCACGCAGCACGGUGUGAAGGUAACUUCCAGCCGGAAUCAUGAGCUAUCCAAUGUCGACGAAUCAAUCUAGGCCGAUGUCCCAAGGGAAUUACCAGGGCCCGGGCGACCUGCCCAUGGGCUCCGCCAAGGAGCAGACGCUGAUGUGGCAGCAGAAUUCCUACAUGAACGACUCGGGCAUCCAUUCCGGCGCUGUCACCCAGGCACCAUCUCUGUCCGGCAAAGAAGAUGAGGAGAUGGAAGGGGAUCAGCUGAUGUUCGAUCUGGACCAAGGAUUCGCACAGGGUUUUACGCAGGAUCAAGUUGAGGAUAUAAAUCAGCAGCUGAGUCACACUCGAUCGCAGCGCGUCCGCGCUGCCAUGUUUCCCGAAACCCUGGACGAAGGUGUAGAGAUACCCUCCACGCAAUUUGAUCCAGCCCAGCCCACCGCUGUACAGAGAUUAGCCGAGCCGAGCCAAAUGCUGAAGCAUGCCGUUGUCAAUUUAAUCAAUUAUCAGGACGAUGCUGAUCUUGCUACGCGCGCUAUCCCGGAAUUAAUCAAGCUGCUGAACGAUGAGGAUCAAGUGGUCGUUUCUCAGGCAGCUAUGAUGGUACACCAGCUGUCUAAGAAGGAAGCCUCCCGGCAUGCCAUCAUGAACAGCUCGCAAAUGGUGGCCGCCUUGGUGCGCGCUAUUUCUAAUAGCGACGAUUUGGAAUCGACGAAGGCCGCGGUAGGCACUCUGCACAACUUGUCGCACCAUCGACAAGGCUUGCUAGCCAUUUUCAAGAGUGGCGGCAUCCCUGCGCUUGUAAAACUACUGAGCUCCCCGGUGGAAUCUGUUCUUUUUUACGCGAUAACGACGCUGCACAACUUGUUGCUUCACCAAGACGGUUCUAAGAUGGCCGUGCGUCUUGCCGGCGGUUUGCAAAAAAUGGUCGCUCUACUCCAACGGAACAACGUGAAAUUUCUAGCCAUUGUUACCGACUGCCUGCAGAUUCUGGCGUAUGGAAAUCAAGAGAGUAAGCUAAUUAUUCUUGCUUCGCAAGGCCCGAUAGAGCUCGUGCGCAUCAUGCGCUCUUAUGAGUAUGAAAAACUAUUAUGGACCACUUCGAGAGUAUUGAAGGUAUUGUCUGUUUGCCCUAGUAACAAACCCGCGAUUGUGGAAGCUGGAGGCAUGCAGGCACUUGCUAUGCAUCUUGCAAAUCCGAGUCAAAGAUUAGUCCAGAAUUGUUUGUGGACACUGCGUAAUCUAUCAGACGCCGGCACAAAGGUUGACGGACUCGACAAUUUGCUGCAAAGUCUCGUGCUUGUGCUCGCAUCAGGAGACGUGAAUGUGGUCACGUGCGCCGCUGGCAUUUUGUCAAACUUGACCUGCAAUAAUCAGCGCAACAAGGUUGCGGUGUGUAACUUUGGCGGUGUGGAUGCUCUAGUUCGUACGAUCGUCAAUGCUGGUGAUCGGGAGGAGAUAACCGAACCGGCGGUGUGCGCCUUACGUCACUUGACCUCGCGUCAUAACGAAGCGGAAAUGGCGCAAAAUUCCGUUCGAUUAAAUUAUGGUAUCCAGGUUAUAGUCAAAUUACUUCACCCGCCGUCGCGCUGGCCAUUGGUGAAGGCGGUUAUCGGAUUAAUCCGCAACUUGGCUCUUUGUCCUUCUAAUCACAUCCCGUUACGCGACCACGGCGCGAUACAUCACCUUGUGAGACUCUUGUUGCGCGCAUUCCAAGAUACUCAACGACAACGAUCAUCGGUUGCUAGUACCGGAAGUCAACAAACAUCGGGUGCAUAUGCAGAUGGAGUACGCAUGGAAGAAAUAGUGGAAGGUUCAGUAGGUGCUCUUCAUAUUCUCGCAAGAGAAUCCCAUAAUAGGGCGAUAAUUCGAUCACAGAACGUAAUUCCGAUUUUCGUACAACUACUGUUCAACGAGAUUGAAAAUAUUCAACGUGUAGCAGCCGGCGUACUUUGCGAGCUGGCAGCCGACAAAGAAGGCGCCGAGAUGAUAGAACAAGAAGGUGCUACCGCCCCGCUGACAGAGCUGCUGCACUCCAGGAAUGAGGGUGUUGCUACUUAUGCAGCGGCAGUGCUAUUCCGUAUGAGCGAGGACAAGCCUCAAGAGUACAAAAAACGACUUUCCAUGGAGCUGACAAAUUCUUUGUUCCGCGAGGACACAAAUCUAUGGAAUAAUGCCGACUUCGCAAUGGCUCCGGAUCUUCAGCUACCUAAUCUUCAGGACAUGCUCGGCCCUGAACAAGGCUAUGAUGGUAUGUAUGGCCAAGGACCUCCUAGCGUACACAGCAGCCAUGGCGGCCGGGGUUAUCAACCGCAAGGUUAUGACCAGAUACCAGUAGAUUCGAUGCAGGGGUUAGAGAUAGGUGGUGGAUCGACGUACGGCGCAAUGGACACUAUGGACGUGGCGCACGAUGGCAUGAGUUUCGAGCAUUUGGAAGAGCUUCCUGCACCGCCGCAAGAUAACAACCAGGUCGCGGCCUGGUACGACACCGAUCUCUGAAUCCGUGCCGUUAUCGAUCUCACGAGAUAGCGAAGGAACUCAAAAAGAGCAGGAGCGUUAUUUUAAAGUACUAAGCGAACUUUCAUAGUAGAGACUCGAUUAUCCGAGCGCUACAGUUGAAUGUCCGCAUUUUAGACUCGUCAGGACCAAACCAAGUUGUCCCGAUCUUUCCCCGCAAGUUUCUCAUUUUUAUUUUAAUGACAUAUGCAUACAAUGAACAUGUCCUUGCUAUCUCUGUCUUUCUCUUCCCCUCUUUUUAAAAUCAUUUUCUUGCCACUUAUGACCGGCAAACCGAGCGUCGAUUGUUGUUAGGUGGAUAACGUGCCAAGUGAUCACACAGUGCUUGGUAUCCCGAUUCAUGAUACGGACAUUUGACUGUAUUCGAAUAGUGUACCUUAAGAUAUGUAAACGAUGUAUCUUAAUAAUUAAUUAAAUGACGCUCGGGAAAUCGGAGUUCUGCAUUUACAAGACUCAUCUUUGACAUGAAGUAAUACCGAUUGGUGGGCUAUCGUGUCUCGACCGUCUUUCGGUCUGCGAGAAGCCCCCUUCGAAUACGGCUGCAUUCCGAUAUUCACUUUCAGCAACUGAAAAUCUAUAGUAUACGUUACGUAAAAUAUAGAUUUGCAGUAUUGACAGUGAAUAUCGGAAUCCAGCCUAUAAAAGAUUGGUUAGUCGCGCUAUAGUUGACAUCUUCCUAUAGUCCACGUUUGUUUCGUCAAACAGAAAGUGAAAAAAAACAUUCGCUAAUCCAUAUCGACCCGAGAAAAUGUAUCGCCUGUAUGUAAUCGCCUAAUAUGAUCAUUCACCCGAGCAUAUUAAACAUUAAUAUCGAUGUAUUAGAAUUAAGGAAGACACAUGUAAUUCGUACACACAUGUAUAUGUAUCGUUUAAUUGUCUAUACAAAUAAACCGAACAAUUAAGCGACCAAUA
Messenger RNA from Temnothorax curvispinosus, 3631 nucleotides. RefSeq names its product armadillo segment polarity protein. Gene Ontology annotation, cellular component: catenin complex; adherens junction. Gene Ontology annotation, biological process: cell adhesion; positive regulation of transcription by RNA polymerase II. The coding region runs from base 257 to 2701 and encodes 814 amino acids. The record is from RefSeq and is a predicted model, not a curated record. NCBI's taxonomy places the organism in Eukaryota, Metazoa, Arthropoda, Insecta, Hymenoptera, Formicidae. The transcript is spliced from 10 exons. Gene Ontology annotation, molecular function: cadherin binding; alpha-catenin binding; transcription coactivator activity.